This is a messenger RNA of Symphalangus syndactylus (siamang), 5325 nucleotides long. RefSeq names its product solute carrier family 12 member 7 (gene SLC12A7). The record is from RefSeq and is a predicted model, not a curated record. Gene Ontology annotation, molecular function: potassium:chloride symporter activity. Gene Ontology annotation, biological process: chloride ion homeostasis; chemical synaptic transmission; chloride transmembrane transport. Gene Ontology annotation, cellular component: plasma membrane. NCBI's taxonomy places the organism in Eukaryota, Metazoa, Chordata, Mammalia, Primates, Hylobatidae.
CCCAAGUCCCGUGGCGUCGGCGGGAGCCGCGCAGCGCGGGCCGGGCCGAGCCGGGGCAGGGACUGUGGGGUGCAGGCGGCCAUGCCCACCAACUUCACCGUGGUGCCCGUGGAGGCGCACGCCGACGGCGGCGGGGACGAGACUGCCGAGCGGACGGAGGCUCCGGGCACCCCCGAGGGCCCCGAGCCCGAGCGCCCCAGCCCGGGAGAUGGAAAUCCGAGAGAAAACAGCCCAUUCCUCAACAAUGUCGAGGUGGAACAAGAGAGCUUCUUUGAAGGAAAGAACAUGGCACUUUUCGAGGAGGAGAUGGACAGCAACCCCAUGGUGUCCUCGCUGCUCAACAAGCUGGCCAACUACACCAACCUGAGCCAGGGCGUGGUGGAGCACGAGGAGGACGAGGAGAGCCGGCGGCGCGAGGCCAAGGCUCCGCGCAUGGGCACCUUCAUCGGCGUCUACCUGCCGUGUCUGCAGAACAUCCUGGGCGUCAUCCUCUUCCUGCGCCUGACGUGGAUCGUGGGGGUGGCUGGUGUCCUGGAGUCCUUCCUCAUCGUGGCCAUGUGCUGCACCUGUACAAUGCUGACCGCCAUUUCCAUGAGUGCGAUCGCUACCAAUGGUGUGGUCCCAGCUGGCGGCUCCUACUACAUGAUAUCACGCUCGCUGGGACCGGAGUUCGGAGGCGCCGUCGGCCUCUGCUUCUACCUGGGCACGACGUUUGCAGGGGCCAUGUAUAUUUUGGGGACCAUCGAGAUUUUUCUGACGUACAUCUCCCCGGGUGCGGCCGUCUUCCAGGCAGAGGCUGCAGGGGGCGAGGCGGCCGCUAUGCUGCACAACAUGCGUGUGUACGGCACGUGCACGCUCGUGCUCAUGGCCCUGGUGGUCUUCGUGGGCGUCAAGUACGUCAACAAGCUGGCGCUGGUCUUCCUGGCCUGCGUCGUGCUGUCCAUCCUGGCCAUCUAUGCCGGCGUCAUCAAGUCUGCCUUCGACCCCCCGGACAUCCCGGUCUGCCUCCUGGGGAACCGCACGCUGUCACGGCGCAGCUUCGAUGCCUGCAUCAAGGCCUACGUCAUCCACAACAACUCAGCCACCUCUGCGCUCUGGGGCCUCUUCUGCAACGGCUCCCAGCCCAGCGCCACCUGUGACGAGUACUUCACCCAGAACAACGUCACCGAAAUCCAGGGCAUCCCGGGUGCGGCCAGUGGCGUCUUCCUGGAGAACCUGUGGAGUAUGUAUGCACACGCGGGGGCAUUUGUGGAGAAGAAAGGUGUGCCCUCGGUGCCUGUGGCAGAGGAGAGCCACGCCAGUGCGCUGCCCUAUGUCCUCACCGACAUCGCGGCCUCCUUCACCCUGCUGGUUGGCAUCUACUUCCCCUCAGUGACUGGUAUCAUGGCGGGUUCAAACCGGUCCGGGGACCUCAAGGAUGCGCAGAAGUCCAUCCCCACGGGGACCAUCCUGGCCAUAGUGACCACGUCUUUCAUCUAUCUCUCCUGCAUUGUGCUGUUUGGGGCCUGCAUCGAAGGCGUGGUCUUACGAGAUAAGUUCGGGGAGGCCCUGCAGGGGAACCUGGUCAUCGGCAUGCUGGCCUGGCCCUCCCCCUGGGUCAUCGUCAUCGGCUCCUUCUUCUCCACCUGUGGCGCCGGCCUGCAGAGCCUCACGGGGGCACCGCGCCUGCUACAGGCCAUUGCCCGUGACGGCAUCAUCCCCUUCCUGCAGGUGUUUGGCCACGGGAAGGCCAACGGGGAGCCCACGUGGGCGCUGCUGCUGACAGUCCUCAUCUGCGAGACUGGCAUCCUCAUCGCCUCCCUGGACAGCGUGGCCCCAAUCCUCUCCAUGUUCUUCCUCAUGUGCUACCUGUUCGUGAACCUGGCCUGCGCCGUGCAGACCCUGCUUCGUACCCCCAACUGGCGUCCACGCUUCAAGUUCUACCACUGGACCCUGUCCUUCCUGGGCAUGAGCCUGUGCCUGGCGCUGAUGUUCAUCUGCUCCUGGUACUAUGCGCUGUCCGCCAUGCUCAUCGCCGGCUGCAUCUACAAGUACAUUGAGUACCGUGGGGCCGAGAAGGAGUGGGGCGACGGCAUCCGCGGCCUGUCCCUGAACGCCGCUCGCUACGCCCUGCUGCGCGUGGAACACGGUCCCCCCCACACCAAGAACUGGAGGCCCCAGGUGCUGGUGAUGCUGAACCUGGAUGCGGAGCAGGCCGUGAAGCACCCCCGCCUGCUGUCCUUCACGUCGCAGCUGAAAGCCGGCAAGGGCCUGACCAUCGUGGGCUCGGUGCUGGAGGGGACGUACCUGGACAAGCAUAUGGAGGCUCAGCUGGCCGAGGAGAACAUACGCUCCCUAAUGAGUACAGAGAAGACCAAGGGCUUCUGCCAGCUGGUGGUCGCAUCCAGCCUGCGGGAUGGCAUGUCCCACCUGAUCCAGUCGGCCGGCCUGGGCGGCCUCAAGCACAACACGGUGCUCAUGGCCUGGCCUGCGUCCUGGAAGCAGGAGGACAACCCCUUCUCCUGGAAGAACUUUGUGGACACCGUCCGCGACACCACCGCCGCGCACCAGGCUCUGCUGGUAGCCAAGAACAUCGACUCGUUUCCGCAAAACCAGGAGCGCUUCGGCGGGGGCCACAUCGACGUGUGGUGGAUCGUGCACGACGGCGGCAUGCUCAUGCUGCUGCCCUUCCUGCUGCGCCAGCACAAGGUGUGGAGGAAGUGCCGGAUGCGCAUCUUCACGGUGGCCCAGGUGGACGACAACAGCAUCCAGAUGAAGAAGGACCUGCAGAUGUUCCUGUACCACCUGCGCAUCAGCGCCGAAGUGGAGGUGGUGGAGAUGGUUGAAAAUGACAUAUCUGCCUUCACCUACGAGAGGACACUAAUGAUGGAGCAGAGAUCGCAGAUGCUGAAGCAGAUGCAGCUGUCCAAGAACGAGCAGGAGCGAGAGGCCCAGCUGAUCCACGACAGGAACACCGCGUCCCACACCGCAGCGGCAGCCAGGACCCAAGCGCCGCCUACGCCAGACAAGGUGCAGAUGACCUGGACCAGGGAGAAGCUGAUCGCUGAGAAGUACAGGAACAGAGACACCAGCCUGUCCGGUUUCAAAGACCUCUUCAGCAUGAAGCCGGACCAGUCCAAUGUCAGGCGGAUGCACACAGCUGUGAAGCUCAAUGGCGUCGUCCUCAACAAGUCCCAGGACGCGCAGCUGGUCCUACUCAACAUGCCAGGUCCUCCCAAAAACCGGCAGGGAGACGAGAACUACAUGGAGUUUCUUGAGGUCCUGACCGAGGGGCUGAACAGAGUCCUCCUGGUCAGGGGUGGCGGCCGGGAGGUGAUCACCAUCUACUCCUAACGCCCAACAGCAUCACGGCACUCUGGGACAGGCACGGAGGAUGGCGUGGGCAGCCUGCUCCUGGGCUUGGCCCAGGGAAACAGACGGCAAACACACCUGUCCCCUAGUGAUGCCGCCCAACCUGCCCAUGGGGCUUCCUAUGGAAGUUUCUAGGCCCGUCACCUGGGGCUCUCCUCUUCAGCAGCCUUAAACAACAUGCUCAGCAAGUCAGGGCGUGGCUGGAGGAUUUCCUUGCAUCUGAGGGCAGACACUGCUGCAGGAGUGACCUGGACGUGGCCGGAUCUUCUCGCAGGUCACAAGAAGCCAGCGAGCCCUCGCCUUGGUUUCUGGAAGUUAUUUUCCUUGGCUGGACUUACCCAGUGGCUAGGUUGCAUUUCUACCCCAUCCAGAACAUUCUUGGAAGAGCACCCGGAGCUGAAGCUGUCCCUGAUGAUGAAGGUGAAAUGUCAGCCCUGGCCGUGGCUCCACUCAGGGCCCCGGUCACCUCAGAGUCACUCUGUUCCUUGACUGUUUUUGUGUUUCUGUACCUCAAGGCAGUGAAGCUGGAGGACUCUGUCCAUGCCUGUGUCACCCUCGUGUGGGAGCAUCUGGGCUCGGCAGGUCCACAUUUCACGAGCUGAGGCGUGGGCUGGGGCCAUCAGGAAAAGGGAACUCAGCUUUUCCAGAAUGUGGUGGAUCAUCUGUCAGGUGUGUGGUGAACACGGUAUGUUCGUCAGGGCCUAUGCUCUGGGAAGGAGCCGCCAGCUGUGGCUCUGCCAUGCUGGGCUGUGUUUGCAGCUGUCCAAGUCUCCAUCCGCCUUCAGAAAACCAGCCACUUCUUUUCAUAAGCACUGACAGGGCCCAGCCCACAGCCACCAGUGCGAUCAGUGCCUCACGCAGGCGAAUGCACUGAAACCCAGGGGCACACGCACGCAGAGUGAACAGUGAGUUCCCCCCACGGCCCACGAGAGCUAGGACUGUCCACCCCACCCUAGGAGCGCGGCGCACAGUUCAGCCUCUGAGCAGGCUCCCAUGUGCCAUCCCCACCCCGGCGCUCCAGGGAAGGAAAACACAGCCCCCGCGUGGGAGGUCCUCGGGCAGCAGUGGCUCCUGUUGUCAGGUCUGUCCGGCUGAGUCCCGGGCGUCCCCUGCCAUGGCCUGUGCCUUGCAUGGAGGCAGUGGUGGCACUGAAGAGAUAGCUUUCAAGGGCCCAACACUUUGCACUUCCGCUGUUUCUGCUUUGUAGGUUGUGGUCACAUUUGCAGGCUGCGGGCAGUGGCACCGACCUUGGCCUCCCUUUCUGUGUGGCGUAUUUAUUUAUUUAAACACCCCGGGGAGUUACAUGGUAAUGAGGUUGUCCAUAAAGAGGUUGCUUCUAUACUAGAGGCCCCAGAUGGCCAGGCGUUGGGCUACGUCCAGCUUGCAUGGUCUCCCGAGGGAAUCAGCCCCAUCAACGAAGUUCAAAUCAGGGCAGAGGCUGCACUUGUGCCUCCAGAUGUUUGAGGAGCCGCACUAGGGCUGGCGUUGCUGUAGAGUGAUGGCUGCUGCCCAGAGCUUGUCCCAGACAUCACAGCGGGGCUCAGCAGUUCCCACAGCCUCUGCCUGCCUUGGCUAAGCACGAGUUGAGCAGCAAAAUGCUCCUCCGUGUCUGGAUGGGGCCGGCAGGUCCUGUGUCCCCUGCACCUGGAGGAGAGCAGGCUAGAGGCACGGUGGCCGCUUGGUGCUGGCUCUGAACGUUGGUUGGUGGCUGGAAAACAGCCCUGCCUUCUGGAUGCCUCUGAGGGCCGCUCAGUUCUGCACACGAAACGCCUCGCGAGGGCUCAGCUCUGCCUCCGCCCUGGGCUGCAGCCUCUGCACGCAAGCGCCAGGCAUCUUUUGUGUUGUCAACUCCGUGUAACCAGUAACUACAGCCAUUUACAAUUGACUCCGUUUCCUUUUGGAGGUUCCCUGUCUUUCUUUGUUCUUUGUAUGAUUGAUUUUGUUAGUAGAAAAAUAAAAUGCUAUGAAAUCUCA